AUAUUGAUGUGGGCAAUGACGAUUCUGAUGAUGAUCCAACGUUCAAUCCUGAAGCUGAAGGUAAUGAAGACGAAGAGAAUGACAGCUCAGAUGAAUAUAAAUGCAGUGAAGAUAUCGGUGAGGCUUCUACCCAAAAUUAUAGCCAAUCUUCCCAAAAUCAGUCACCAGCACUAGAUUUUUUCCAACCUCGUCGCCUGUUCUGGAAAACCACAAAUGUUUUUGAGCCAUUGCCACCAGCACCUACCUUUGAGGAGACUGAUCGAAUGGCCAUAAAUUUACCACCAAACGAGUAUGUGACCAAGUAUAUACCCAGCGACUUCUAUAAGCUAAUCGCUUUCCACACAAGCCAAAGCUAUCUUGCUGAAACUGGACAGAAUCUGAAUACGUCAGAAAAGGUUGUGAUGAGAACAUUUUGGCGUAACAGUUAUGAUGUCAAAACAGGUACAUCCCUGUACAGCGUCCAGGAUUAUAUAAGUUACUACAGGAUUUCAUCCAGAACACGCGAGUGGACAAUUAGACUCAUAUUCCAUUUAUAUGAUUUUGCUUUGGCAGCAUCCUGGAUAGAAUAUAAAUCAGAGCAGGAAAUACUAGGUACUAGAAAAAAAGACAUACUGGACUAUCUUGGGUUUCGCAGGAAGCGAUAG
Messenger RNA from Parnassius apollo (apollo), 644 nucleotides. The record is from the annotation of a GenBank genome assembly. Lineage: Eukaryota; Metazoa; Arthropoda; Insecta; Lepidoptera; Papilionidae.